AUGAACUGGCAAAUUGUUCUACUUUGCAGGGUGUUUGUGUCCUAUCAAAUGGCCGAUUUUAGGAUGUCGAACACAUCAGGAAACAUCACAUUUUGCCGCCCCUACACUCUCCACAUCUUCAUCCCAGUCUUCCUUAGCUUUAUCUACUCCAUUGGGUUCCUACUGAACUGCAUCAGCCUGUGGAUCUUCUGGUUCCGGAUCAAGCAAUGGAAUCCCUCCAUCAUCUUGCAGUUCAACUUAGCUAUUUCCGAUACCAUCAUUGCCCCGGCAGCUCCAAUGGUUAUUAUAUACUCAUUCACCGACCACUGGAGUUUCGGAAAUUUCGCCUGCCAAUACGCCGUCUUCUCACUCAGCACCAACAUGUACGGUGGAGUCUACUUCCUCACCCUCAUUGCUCUUCAUCGAUACUUCAACAUCGUUCAUAGUUUGAAAUGGAAUCUUCUGGCCAAAAAAUCCUUCAUCAUCAAACUCUGCCUCAUGGUCUGGGGCCUCCUCUUCCUCCAGGGGCUGCCCUUUUUCUUCUUAUUAAGAACAUCUGAUAUUGACGGGGCCACAAAAUGUCUCAGUAUUCACCAGACGGAACACGCUCUAUUAUUCUUUUCAUGGAACUGGGUGGCAAUUAUAUUUGGGCUAUUGCUUCCAUUUGUCAUAACCAUCCUGUGCUACAGCCUCUUAAGUAAACACAUCCUCAAAGCCAACCCCAUGAACCCUCAGAGCCGAACCAUGAUCUCCAAAUCUCUCCUGACCAUAGGGGUUUCCCUGACCAUAUUCAUUAUCUGUUACAUUCCUGUCCAAAUCGCCAGAACCGCUGGAAUCUCUAUUAAGUUCCUUAGCCCAGAGUCCUGUUCUCUCCUGGUCUACAUUGAGGCUGUCUAUUACUUUAGCUGGGUUUUCAUGGCUGCAAAUGGUUGUAUAGGCCCUGUGCUGUACUGCUUUGCUUCAGAGAGAUUUCGGAAAGUCUUUAUGGACUGGUCCAACUGUCUGUAUCACCUUAAUGAGAGAUGUAGAGGGAUCAGUGCACAAGUAGCUUCAGAUGGACCUCCCAUUCGGCCAAAUCCCACGGACAUAAUAAUUACUAAUACCUAUGGGCUCUAG
Xenopus laevis (African clawed frog) is the source of this 1095-nucleotide messenger RNA. Its product is annotated as P2Y purinoceptor 4. Bases 1 to 1095 code for a protein of 364 amino acids. The record is from RefSeq and is a predicted model, not a curated record. Lineage: Eukaryota; Metazoa; Chordata; Amphibia; Anura; Pipidae. The transcript has a single exon.